Molecule: messenger RNA, 4705 nt
Organism: Apus apus (common swift)
Lineage: Eukaryota; Metazoa; Chordata; Aves; Apodiformes; Apodidae
Gene: IMPG2
Product: interphotoreceptor matrix proteoglycan 2
Exons: 20
Coding region: 1-4302 (1433 amino acids)
Biological process (GO): visual perception
Molecular function (GO): hyaluronic acid binding; heparin binding
Source: RefSeq, a predicted model, not a curated record
AUGUUUUACUUCAUUUGGAAAAUGUUUCUUUGCCUUCUGGUUUUGGGAAUGAUUAAAGGAGUUCUUCAAAUAGUUGCAGCUGCAGAAGGACAACAGGCUCAAGUUGGUUCACCAACACCUCAGCUCAGUGGCUGGCAGUUGGCAACCCCUCCUCUGGCUCCUGAGUUGAUAAAACUUGACAGCAUUGUGGAGGCUGAACGGGUCAGCAAGCAUUUGCUGAUACGAAGGAAGCGGUCCAUUCUGUUUCCCAGUGGAGUUAAGAUUUGCCCUGAUGAAUCUGUUGAGCAGGCUAUUGCCAACCAUCUGAAAUAUUUCAGGCUCAGAGUGUGUCAGGAAACGGUCUGGGAAGUGUUCAAGACAUUCUGGGAUAGGCUACCAGAGCGUGAAGAAUAUCAGACCUGGAUGAGCCUGUGUGAGGAUGGAACGAUGAGUACCUUUGAAAUGGGCACAAACUUCAGUCAGUCUGAGGAACACCGGAGUCUGAUUUUGAAGAAACUGUCCUAUAUAAAGGAAGCAAUGGGCAGCUCCUGCACUGAUUGGUCAUGUGGUGUUGGAUCUCCAACUCCAGCUUCAGAUGCUGAUGUUACCACGUUGAGAGAUGCAGCUGCCAAUGUUCCUCCCCCUCAUGAGGUUGCUGUUGAGAGUCCUGUGGGUGGUACUGUCCCUGAGAUUGAAGAUGAAGACACUACUAUCAAUAAUGAAAUAAAGAAGCAGAAUGAGAACCUAGUGACACCUGAAACUGAACAGAUGAUUGAGUUCAGCAUUUUGAUUGUUGGUGAAAUGUACAGUGAGGAUCUGAGAGACCCAGCUUCUGCAAAGAGUCAACUGCUCUCUGAACAAUUAAUUUCACAGAUUAAAAGUGUAUUUGAAGAACUACCUGGAUACAAAAGCAUCCGUGUCCUGGAUUUCAGCUCUCCUGAGGAUGACAGUGGGGUGCAAGUUCACUAUGCUGUUACGUUUGAUGGAAAAGCCAUCAGCAAUGCCACCUGGGACCUGAUUAACCUUCAUUCCAACAAGGUAGAGGACAACUCCUUUACAGGCGUAGAGGAUAAUCCAACCGCUGUGUACACCAUCAGUGAUUUCCGAGAUUAUAUUGCCGAAAUUCUCCAGAGAAAUGCCUUGCUUGGGAAUGCUUCCUUGGCUUUAGACCCCAGCUCUCUCCAACUUACUAAUGUGAAAGAAAUAAUACACCCUACACCAGAAGACCCAUCCUGGAUUACGGAGGAUCCAGUUGUGCUGGAGCACCCUGAGUUUGAUGACAGCACCUUUUUAGCUGAACGGCCUUCAGCAGAUGAAUCAACUGUCAGCAAUACCUUGCCCUUUGAUUUCACCAAACCAGAUUCCACUUCCGACAGUGGACAGUCCAAUGACAAUGAAAUCUGGCCAAGACCAGAAAAUCUGGACUCUGAGGCCAGUUUGGCACCUGAAGCUCCGCUCUACUCAGAGGCUGACAUCACUUCACUGCCUGAUGGGCUGAAUUUAGAGGAUGGGAAUCAGAGUCCUCAUUUGGUCACUGCACCAGUGCUAGGGCCUGAUUCUGUGGACUCUCUGGAAUGGCUUUCAGCCUCCAAUUCUUUGGAUGUGUUUGAAGAUACUGGACUAUCUGAAGAUCUUCUGUUGCCUUCAAGUCCUCCAUACCUUGUGCCUGAACAACCUCCACCUACAGAUGAUUAUACAGUUCCUCCACUUUCUGCACCAACAGUGGCCUCUUCAUCAGUCGUAAAGACUGUUAUUAAAGUAACAGUAUCUGCUGGGGAAGAAGUAGUAACUCGGGGAAGUCCUGCAGGCAGUAACAAUGCAGACUCUGUCUUGCAUGAGUCUGUGGAAGAAACUGGUUUUCCCUUAGAAGUGCAGCCAAUGGAAGAUGAAACUGAUAUAUAUCUUGGAGACAAAGUUAUAUAUGAUGAUGGGUCUGGUUCAGCUUCUGAUGGUUCGGGAAAAGAAAUGGAAUCAAGUAUUUGGCCUUGGGGAGAAGCAACACUGGAACCAGUUUUCUACCCUGGUCCUGAUAGCUGGCUUGAAGGUGACAAUGAGUCUUCGUUAAUCAAAACUGAGGAUAUUCCUGAAGGCAUGAAUUUAGAUUAUAUUCUUAAUUCUGGGAAUAAAUUAGAUUAUGAUCCUUCCAAAGAUGAGGAUGAAGGUAUGGCCAAUAUAAAAGAAAAUUUCCUUGAUGAGUCUGAAAUAUUUGUCUUUCCAGAGACUACAACUCAGCAGAUACCUCUGUUACAGACAGAAGAAUCAUCCAUGGAACCAUCUACACAGACAGAAACAUCGACCAUGUACAUUUCUUCUUUUGUUAAACCUACCUUCGUUUUGGAGCCUUCAGUGGACCAUUCCUUUGUCAACAUGCCAACUGGAGAGGCUCCUGUCUCACCACACAAUACGGGUUUGUCUGUGGAAGAAGGUAUUCUUCCAUCUGGAGGGACAGUCAAUACGGAGCAACCUGAAGGGUUCAGUGUAGGUCAGAACAUAAUUUCUGAAGCAGUUGAACAGCAAAAUGAAGACAGAACAAUGGUAGAAGAGCUGUUCACAGUGGGGCAGUCAGAUGUAACUGAAGCUGCUGCAAUAGGCCACUUGGACACAAGUUAUUCAGAAACCAUUCUGACUGCAGAUGCUUUCACAGUAAACCCAGAUACUUUCACAGUAAAUCCAGAUGCUUUCACAGAAAACCCCAAUGCUUUCACAGAAAAACCCAAUGCUUUCACAGAAGAGCUGCAAACUUUAGAUUCAUUAGUGGCAGGUCAAGACACUACUGGAUCUGCAGUGAAGAAACCAGCUGAUGCUUGGCCUACUGAUAGAACACUAGAAAACUCAUUAGAUCAGACAGUGCAAUCAGCAACAUUGACUGCCACUCAAAUUUCAACUGUAGUUACUUCUGUAAUAGAUCAGACCACUGUUCUAGAGGGCUUCACUGUGCAGGAAGCUACAGACCAUGACACGCAUGUUUCCAUGACCUUCAGUACUGUUACAAACUCUUAUGUAAUGAGUGUAACAACACUACCUGUUGAGAUUCUGUCCCAUCUCCCUCCUGUGGGAUCUACAGCAUCAUCACCUGUGGCUACCUCAACAAAGCUGGGAGAUGAAACAACACGAGUCCCAGAUGUUUCAAUAGACCUGGAUCAUGUGAGCACUGUCCAAUUUUCUCCUGAGCUAACUGAAGAGGGAAGGAGAAUGACUGAAGGUCACGUGGAGCUAACAACGCAUGUCCAGUCCACACAGAUGGCAGGCGUGGCUUGGGCCACACAUGAAAAUCAUGAUAGCACUACUGUCCCAUCACGAGCUCUAGUUGUGUUUUUUAGUCUUCGUGUUACCAACAUGAUGUUUUCAGAGGACCUGUUUAAUAAAAACUCCCCUGAAUACAAAGCAUUGGAGCAGCGAUUCUUGGAACUGCUGGUGCCCUACCUUCAGUCUAAUCUGACAGGCUUCCAGAACCUAGAAAUCCUGAACUUCAGAAACGGCAGCAUCGUGGUGAAUAGUCGAAUGAAAUUUGCCAAACCUGUGCCUCGGAAUGUCACUAAUGCUGUGUACAUGAUCCUGGAAGACUUCUGCAAUACUGCCUAUCACACCAUGAACCUGGCCAUUGAUAAAUAUUCCCUGGAUGUGGAAUCAGGGGAGCAAGCAGAUCCCUGCAAAUUCCAGGCCUGCAACGAGUUCUCUGAAUGCUUAGUAAAUCGCUGGAGUGGGGAAGCUGAGUGUGUCUGCAAUCCUGGCUACCUAAGCAUUGACGGGCUGCCCUGCAACAGCAUUUGUGACCUGCAGCCAAACUUUUGCCUCAACGACGGGAAGUGCGACAUAAGCCCAGGGCAAGGGGCCAUCUGUAGAUGUCGUGUGGGAGAGAACUGGUGGUACAGAGGAGAGCACUGUGAAGAAUACGUGUCGGAGCCACUGGUCGUGGGUAUUGCAAUUGCUUCUGUGGCAGGGUUCCUUCUUGUGGCAUCUGCUGUCGUCUUCUUCUUGGCCAGGACCCUUCGAGACCAGUACACGAAGAGUGACACAGAGGAAUCACAGGGGCAGGGUGACAGCCUCUCGUCCAUUGAGAACGCAGUCAAAUACAACCCCAUGUACGAAAGUGAUACAACCGGCUACAGCCAUUAUUAUCGGAGGUACCCUCAGCUGACAUCCUACAGUUCCACCAGUGCAGAGACAUCCACAGACUACAGCAGUGAAGAGAUCAGGCACAUUUAUGAAAACAGUGAACUUACUAAGGAGGAGAUUCAGGACAGAAUCCGAAUUAUAGAGCUCUACGCUAAAGACCGUCAGUUUGCAGAGUUUGUUAGGCAGCACCAAAUGAAGCUGCUUUAAGAAGAAAAGAAAUCAACAGAAAGCAUGUGGGAGAUAAAAACUACCUUGUUGCCAUAGCAGUGGGCUCAGAUGUAACUGCAAAGUUACUUAAAGUCUUAACAUUGCGUGGAUGGAUACAGAUGUUUUCUAAAUGAAUGGCUAAAAUGUACAGAUGUCUGUUUAUCUCUAUUACUUCUGGCUUUUCUGUGUAAAGUGACAUUUUUAAGAGGUGAUCAGAAGUGCCAGAGGUUAUGAAAGUUCAUUUUUCUAUAGCUCUUAAACAGUCAGUGAAAGUUUGUAUACCAAGGCAAAAAAUUUUCUCAGCUAAGAGAAGAUACUUGCACAACCAAAAUACAAUGCACAUUAAAAAUCCCUGCCUGGCAUUUAUCCCCUCACUGGAGGCUACUAGCGAUUUCACAGGUAU